This is a messenger RNA of Akanthomyces muscarius, 690 nucleotides long. RefSeq lists its product as uncharacterized. Bases 1 to 690 code for a protein of 229 amino acids. NCBI's taxonomy places the organism in Eukaryota, Fungi, Ascomycota, Sordariomycetes, Hypocreales, Cordycipitaceae. The record is from RefSeq and is a predicted model, not a curated record. The transcript is spliced from 6 exons.
AUGCACGAAAAAAAUAAACGAUACAGGCUGAAAGGUACCCAAGGUCGCGCCACACACAAACCAUGUCUCAUCAGCAUCAUCGAAUUCUCAUCAACUGUCUCAUAUCACUUCCUCUCUACCCCCAAAAUGAAGGUCUUCACUUCCGUUCUCGCCAUCGCCAUGGCCGUCGCCAGCGUCAGCGCCGUCGCCAUUGAGCCCAUGUCCGACCUCGAGGCUCGCUGCCUCGCCAACGGCAAGGCCUGCAAGGCCAAUGGCUCUCUGGGCAACUGCUGCAGCGGCUUCUGCCUCGCUCAGGGCAGCAAGACCGGCAAGUGCGCCAAAAAGUCCUUUGCCAUCGCUGAAGAGAGCGUCGCCGAGGAGGAGAGUGAGCCCGUGGCUCAGAUUGAGGCUCGCUGCCUCGCCAACGGCAAGGCCUGCAAGGCCAACGGCUCUCUGGGCAACUGCUGCAGCGGUUUCUGCCUCGCCCAGGGCAGCAAGACUGGCAAGUGCGCCAAGAAGUCCUUUGCUGUCGCCGAAGAGAGUGCCGCCGAGGAGACUGCCGCCGAAGAGGAGAGUGAGCCCGUGGCUCAGAUUGAGGCUCGCUGCCUUGCCAAUGGCAAGAAGUGCAAGGCCAAUGGCUCCAUGGGUAGCUGCUGCAGUGGUUUCUGCCUUGCUCAGGGCAACAAGGUUGGUGUCUGCAAGAAGCACUAA